AUGGUGCGACUUCUGGUGAUGAUUACGAUUUCGACCAUCUUCUUUGCAACUGGGUUUGCUGUAAGCUAUCCAUUUUAUAAAAAAUAUAUAGUGUGCAUUCCAGCUGGACCAGACGGCCGCCUUGUCAACUACGCUUGGAACGAGACGAGAUUGGCUUCUGGUAGGAACGUGCAGGACCAAGUGCUGGCUGACAUGAAGGAUAGGCUGAACCAUGUGCCCCAUGGCUUCGUGGAUUUGUGCACCGUGAAGAAUUUCGACGGCAAUGACAACCUCUUUGUGGGUUGCACGGCUGGUAUCCCGUCCGGCGAGUGCCAGGAUUGCGUGGGGAAGGCGACCGCCGUCAUACGUGACAAGUGCCCCGAUGGGGUCGGGGCUCAGGCCGCCGCCCCGAAAUGUUGUGUUCGGUACGAGACGUACAAGUUUUGCGAGCUUUGA
Molecule: messenger RNA, 435 nt
Organism: Linum trigynum
Lineage: Eukaryota; Viridiplantae; Streptophyta; Magnoliopsida; Malpighiales; Linaceae
Source: the annotation of a GenBank genome assembly